This is a messenger RNA of Cricetulus griseus (Chinese hamster), 1236 nucleotides long. The record is from RefSeq and is a predicted model, not a curated record. NCBI's taxonomy places the organism in Eukaryota, Metazoa, Chordata, Mammalia, Rodentia, Cricetidae.
UCUCCUCAACCCUCAUCAUCUCCUCAACCUACCACCACCACCUCUAAGUCUACAACUACUCAGAAACCUACCACCACUUCUGUAAUCACCACUACAGCAGUGAACUGCCUGAAUGGAGGGUCCUGGAACGGGGAAAUCUGCCUUUGCCCCAAUGGCUUCACAGGGAAUCUCUGUCAGGAUAGAGUCCCCGUUGUCAUCUGCCAGAACGGAGGCUCUCAGUGCACCAGCCUCUUCUAUGGGCCGAGGUGUGAGGAUGUGGUGGAGAGCUUUGAGAUAGAAAAAACAGUCACUGCAGCCGUGGAAGUGAGCGUGACAGUAACCAGCCAAAACUACAGCGAAAAGCUAGAGGACCCAAAAUCGGAGGAAUUCAAGAAGUUCAAUAAGACAUUCACUGAGCAGAUGAAGAUGAUUUAUGCUGAAAUCCCUGAGUAUGAAGGGGUUGUCAUCAAAUCGCUGCGGAAAGGCAGUAUCGUGGUGGAUUAUGACGUCAUCCUGAAGACCCGGUACACCCCAGAGUACGAAACUGUGUUUCAGAGCAUCAGCAGUAAUAUGAAGGAAAAGAUCGAAAAUGCAACCAAACUUCAAGUAACUGUUAAUAAUAACUGCUCAGCUUUACUGUGUUUCAACUCUACUGCCACCAAGGUGCAAAAUCCAGGCUUCCUGAUUCUUAGCUGUUCUUCCAUGUCCCCCGCAGAGACCUGCCAGCAGCAGGUUGGAGAGGAGUAUGCAAAAUAUGUUUUCACGGAGACCAAGGGUGAUAAGGUGCAUUGUAUCACAGCCUGCUCAGCCGGCUACAAAACCUCCUUGGACUGCCACUAUGGCAAAUGCCAGCUGCAGCGGAGUGGACCCCAGUGCCUCUGCCUGACCACAGACACUCACUGGUACAGCGGGGAAACCUGCGACUGGGGUAUCCAGAAAAGCCUGGUGUAUGGGCUCGUGGGAGCCAAGGAGGCAGUGCUGUUGGUGAUCCUUGUCAUCCUGGGUGUGUUGUCCACACGUUUCAGGAGAGAGGCAAACAGGCAAAAGUUCAAAGUGUCUCAGAUGCAGAAGUGGAAUGAAGAGGAAGGCCGAAACCCUGGAGCCUUCCACAACGUCGGUUUUGACCACAAUGAAGAAGGAGAAAACUAUGUCCACUUGGGCUCCAUGUACAGCAACUUCGAGGCCUCCCUAAGUCAUAUAAACCCUGAAGAAAAGAUCCAGAUUCAGAGGCCUGAGAUAGUCAUGACAUCAUUGUAA